CUUCCGUAAGUUCUCGAAGGCGGCGAUAUUCCAUGUGAUUUCUCGAAAUUUCUUAGAAAGCCUAGUUUAAUUUGUGUUAAACUUCCUUGUGAUUUAUUACUGGAUAGUUCUUAACUUGAAGAAAUCUUUAUAUUUGUCUGUAAAUCAACAUAGUUUAUUUGUAAAGACAUUUUCUUUUUUCUGUCAGAUAAUUUCCAACAGGUAACAAGAAAAGUGGAAAAUGCCGGUCGGUUUUGAUAUUGGGAACAGUUCCUGUUUCGUUGCUGUAGCGAGACAAGGUGGCAUUGAAACAAUUGAUAAUGAAUACAGUUCAAGGAAUACACCUGCCUUUGUUUCCUUCAAUGAAAAGAGCAGAAGUAUUGGUGUUUCAGCCAAGAAUCAAUGUAUUACAAAUCUGAAAAAUACAGUAUCUGUUUUCAAGAGGUUUAUUGGGAGAAAGUUCUCAGACCCCUUUGUACAACAAGAGCUAGCUGAUUUUCCCAAACCUUACAAGGUGGAACAGGGAAAGAAUGGAGAAAUAUUAAUCAAGGUUCAGUAUCUUGAUGGUGAGCAGCAGUUCACCCCAGAGCAGAUGAUGGCAGCUCUGUUAACAAAGUUAAAGCAGAUAUCAGAAACUGGACUGAAGACUAAAGUUGUAGAUGUGGUGGUAUCUGUACCCACAUUUUUCACAGAUAUAGAAAGAAGAGCAAUGUUAAAUUCAUGUGAGGUAGCUGGACUGAAUUGCAUGAAGGUCAUGAAUGAUUCAACAGCAGCUGCUUUGGGUUAUGGUAUUUACAAACAAGAUCUCCCAGCUGAGACAGAGAAAGCCAAGAAUGUGGUGUUUGUUGACAUUGGUUACUGUUCCCUACAGGUGGCCAUUGUGGCAUUUCACAAGACCAAGCUAAAGGUUUUGGCAACAAAUUUUGACCCUUGUCUAGGAGGAAGAAACUUUGACAAAAUUUUGGCCGACUAUUUUCAACAGGACUUUAAAGAACGUUAUAAGGUUGAUGCAGGAAAGAAUAUGAAAGCUAGACUGAGAUUAGAAACUGAGUGUGAAAGACUGAAAAAAUUAAUGAGUGCUAACACACAAUCCAUUCCCAUUAAUAUAGAAUGUUUCAUGGAGGACAAGGAUGUGACAGGUAGAAUGGACAGAACACAGUUUGAAGAACUAUCAGCUGGUUUAUUUCAAAGAAUAGAAACAGUUUUCCAGACAUUACUAGAAAAUAGUAAGAUGUCAACAUCAGAUUUAGCUGCAGUAGAAAUUGUAGGAGGUUCAUCAAGAGUCCCAUCAAUUAAAAGUCUAGUUAAUAAAGUUUUUGGCAUCGAGCCAAGUACGACACUGAAUGCUGAUGAAGCUGUGGCCCGUGGAUGUUCUUUACAGAAUGCCAUAUUAAACCCCACAUUCAGAGUCAGAGAUUUCUCCAUCAAUGAUGCACAGCCAUAUUCUAUUACACUGAGCUGGCAGGCAACAAUGGAAGAAGACAGUUCAAUGGAGUUAUUUCCGAAAUACCACAUGAUUCCUAUGUCCAAAGUACUGACAUUCUACAGAACAGAGCCAUUCCAACUGGAGGCUAAAUACACACACAAAAAUGAUGUCCCGAUACCAGAUACAAAUAUAGGUAAAUUCCAAGUUAGUAAGAUAGAAAAACCCAAAAAUGAAGACAGUGCCAAAGUGAAAGUGAAAGUAAGAGUAAAUCAAAAUGGUAUCUUCACUGUUAAUUCUGCUACCCUGUCAGAGACAAUAGAACAAGAGGAACAGGAUGCUAAGGCUGAGGAACAGUCCAUGGAUGUUGAUGCUGAGAAAAAACAAGCUGAGGAGGAAGGAAAAACUCCAGAGGGAGAACAAAAACCUGAGGUCAAUGGAGAAACUGAGAUGCAAACAGACCAACCAGAAACCCCUGAAAAAACAGAUAAUGAUGAAAAGAAGGAAGAAAACGCUGCUGGUGAUAAAAAGUCAGAGAAAAAGUCUGAAGAGAAGAAGAAAAAGAAAGUGAAGAAAAUAGAUCUACCAAUUGAAGCCUUUGUUCCUGAAAUGUCCAAAAAGGAGAUCAAUGAUCUAGUGGAAAAAGAGAAUCAAAUGAUUAUGGCAGACAAGUUAGAGAAAGAGCGAGCUGAUGCUAAGAAUGCUGUAGAGGAAUAUGUUUAUGACAUGAGAGAUAAACUGUCUGAAGCCUAUGAACCUUUUGUUAAAGAAGCAGACAGAGAAAAGUUUAGUAAAUUAUUGUCAGAAACGGAAGACUGGCUGUACGAAGAAGGAGAUGACCAGAAAAAACAAAUUUACCUUGACAAACUUACACAGUUAAAGAAUAUCGGUAUCCCAAUAAAAGACCGAUAUGAUGAAUUCCAGUGGAGGCCUGCAGCAUUUGAUGAAUUAGGCCAUAGUAUACAACAUGUCAGGAAAUUUUUAGAUCUCUGUGGUCAGAAGGAUGAGAAGUUCGCCCACUUAUCACCAGAAGAUAUAGAAAAAGUGUCUAAAUGUCUGGCAGAAAAAGAACAAUGGCACAACAAAGCACUGAUGGACACACAAAAACAAAGUUGUUAUGAUCCUCCAAAUGUUUUAGCACAACAAAUUCGAUCAACAAAACAGUCAUUAGAUACUACUUGCAAUCCCAUUAUGAACAAACCCAAGCCAAAAGUGGAACCACCAAAAGAAGAGAAAAAAGAUGUGAAGAAGGAAGGAGAAAAUAAUGGAGAGAAAAUGGAAACAGAUUCAACAAAACCAGGUGAAACACCCGCAGAUUCACCGAAAACAGAAGUAAAACCAGAAAUGGACAUCGAUUGAUAACGUACAUUAAUAGGACAAAUUUAUUUAUUUAUUGAAAUGAAGUGAGAGGUCACGGAUAAUGAAGAAAUAGUUGUUCUAGAUCUUGAACUGUUCAUUUAGCAGACGACAUGCUGACUUCAUUUUUGAUAAAAUUUAGGGGCACUAAAGAUUUGAUUUUGUAAAAAAGAAAUUAUUUUGUUUGAAAUCUCUUUCCUUUAAGUCAGUUUUAAAUCGGAGAGGAAACUAGCAUUAAACUUUUUUUUCUGAAGUAGUUUACUGGACAUGAUUAGAUAUUGAUGUGAAAAUGUGACAGAAAGUUGUUUAUAAAUUUUUAUUCUUUUAUUCUUGCACAUUAUAUAAGCAUGAUAAGUAAAUUUUGUCUAAAUAAAUAGAAACAGUUAUAUGUAUAAAACUAACACAUUUUGUGGAAUGUCUGAUUUCAUGUUUCGCAUCAAUAUGUAUGUUUUAUUCACACAUUUUCCAUUGGUGACUGCAUUUGUAUAAUAUAUCAUUUAAAAUAAUAUAAUUUAUACAACAAGCUGCGAGCUAAUUGUUACUGUUAAUAUAUGUGUAAUGCAAGAAAGUGCUUUUGUGUUGUUUUGAAUGGUUGUUAUGGUAACUAUGGAAAAAUACUGUGUUGAAAAUUGUAAAAGAAUAUGUACAUAGACUUAUUGGCAACUGAAAUCAGUAAUUUUGAUACAUGCAUAAAACUAAGAACAAUUGAUGCUGGUCAAAAGACCAAAAUAAACAAAAUUUGACAUUUUAAAAGGUCAACACAAGGUGUAACCACUGUCAACUUAUUUUAGAUAAAUAGUGCUAUCACAUUGAACUUCUGACUUCAAUAUAUAAAUCAAAUACUUUUACAGAAACUUUUGUUGAGGCAUAUUAUAAUUGUAACUUAAUUUUCUCAAUAAAUUUCAUGUUAUAUAACUGAGAUUUCACAAAAUCUGUCCAGUUUUGAAAACUUUAUUCUUUUUUUCUUUUAUAUUGUUGAUACUGUUAUUCAGUGAUUAACGGUUACAAUUUUUACUCUGUUACUGUUGAUUUAUUGCUUCAAUUUCAAUCAUGCAUUUUAUUGUCAUCCAGUUAUUUGUUUUAAAUCAUCUGCAGGUAUAUAUAUAUAGUGCUGGAGUAAUCGGCAGGGAUCUACCCAAAUAAGUUGUAUAUAAUCUUUUACUUCAAGGAUUAAGUCCACAAGGGUCAAACUAUUACAUAUGAAACACAUACAAGAAUUCAUCUAUUAAUUUGGUUACACAAUGUUAUAUUUAUUCCACAAUUAGCAGUGUAAUAAAGAGAGAAAUAUGAGUGAGGAUAUAACUAAAUUAUUCCCUCACUUCAUUCUGAAUUUUAAGUUGGACCAAAAACAGCAAGUAAUAAAAAACCUAAUGAAUAGGUUUGGCUCUCCAGUGAUGAAAUAUUAAUUGAGAGAAAAAAAAUAUGAAAACAUUGUACAGUAUUUUAGAGAAUACAAAAACAGUUUUAGAAUAUAUACGUUUUUUUAUUCUCAAAUUUUUAUAGAUUUGAGAAAAAUCUUCUUUUUACAUACACUUCAUAGAAUUCACCCAACACAUUGAUUUUUAGACCAAUAUUUCUGUUGCUGAGCAUUACCAUCAUUAGGUUUCAAAUUAUUUUUAUUAAACGACAGAAUGGUGUUUGGUAUUAAAUCUGAAAGCACGCUCAUUCGUUUCCCUAUGGAAACUUUUACUCCUCAUAUUAACAUGUUUAAUAUUUAAAUUUUACACGGAAACACAUUAAAAAUUUAACAAAAAUGUACCAAAAAACUAGACAGAAGGAUAACAACUAGAGGUAAAAUAAAACGACCAGUAAUACAUUUUUCAUAAAGAUUAUCACAUGAUAAACAUGUCACUAUUUAUAGUAUAAAUGAACCAUACAUUGUUGUAAACUUGUAUGUCAUUUGUGAAGAGUUGAUCAUACCACAUCUUCUUUUUAUACAUACAUAUCUGUUAUCAAAUAUAUGUAUUUUACGGAAAGAAACCAAUUUGUAAAGUUAAAAUUGACCGGUCAAUAGAAUUUUUCAGUUCAGCAAAGGAGCAGUUAGUAAUUCAUCAGCAUUUUGUUAUGUCAUGUGAUUGUAAAGUUUAUGUUGCCGAUUAAAAACUGUAAAUAUA
Molecule: messenger RNA, 4872 nt
Organism: Mytilus trossulus (common blue mussel)
Lineage: Eukaryota; Metazoa; Mollusca; Bivalvia; Mytilida; Mytilidae
Product: 97 kDa heat shock protein-like
Exons: 17
Coding region: 221-2761 (846 amino acids)
Biological process (GO): protein folding
Cellular component (GO): cytosol; nucleus
Molecular function (GO): ATP-dependent protein folding chaperone; ATP binding
Source: RefSeq, a predicted model, not a curated record